CGCUGGGCUCCGGCUGCCGCCGGCCCUGAGCCAGCCCUGCCGCUCCCCGCCCUGCCCCAGCCGGCCGUCCGUCCGUCCGGACACAGGGAAGAAGGCACUCAUCCAGCUGCAGCUUCACCCUCCCAGCACUGCCAGAUGUGCCUCCACAUUGUGGUGUGCCUGCAACCCACUCUGGAGGUGAUCCAGCCAAGGUGCUGCCUGUGCCGGGGCUGCUCUCCCAGCUAACACGCGUCUCCUGGCCCCUGGUAGGAAAUGGAGUCCAAGGUCUCUGAAGGCGGCCUCAACGUCACCCUCACCAUCCGGCUGCUGAUGCACGGCAAGGAAGUUGGAAGCAUCAUUGGGAAGAAAGGAGAAACUGUGAAGAAGAUGCGUGAGGAGAGCGGGGCAAGGAUCAACAUCUCGGAGGGGAACUGCCCUGAGCGGAUUGUGACCAUCACUGGCCCCACUGAUGCCAUCUUCAAGGCUUUUGCCAUGAUCGCCUACAAAUUUGAGGAGGACAUAACCAACUCCAUGAGCAACAGCACCGCUACCAGCAAACCUCCGGUGACACUGCGGCUGGUGGUGCCGGCUAGUCAGUGCGGCUCCCUCAUCGGCAAGGGGGGCUCCAAGAUCAAGGAAAUCCGAGAGUCCACAGGUGCUCAGGUCCAAGUGGCGGGGGACAUGCUGCCCAACUCCACGGAGCGGGCGGUGACAAUCUCGGGGACACCCGACGCAAUUAUCCAGUGUGUCAAACAGAUCUGUGUGGUGAUGCUGGAGUCCCCACCAAAAGGUGCCACCAUUCCCUACCGCCCAAAGCCCGCCUCCACCCCUGUCAUUUUUGCAGGUGGUCAGGUAAGAGCCGACCCGCUUGCAGCCUCCACUGCCAACCUCAGCCUUUUACUGCAGCACCAGCCGCUGCCCGCCUAUACAAUUCAGGGACAAUACGCUAUUCCACACCCGGAUCAGUUGACCAAGCUCCACCAGUUGGCUAUGCAGCAAACCCCCUUUACUCCCCUUGGACAGACCACCCCCGCUUUCCCUGGAGAAAAGCUGCCCUUACAUUCCUCCGAAGAAGCUCAAAAUCUGAUGGGCCAGUCAUCAGGUUUGGAUGCCAGUCCCCCGGCCAGUACUCAUGAACUCACCAUUCCCAAUGAUCUAAUAGGCUGCAUAAUCGGACGCCAAGGGACCAAAAUCAAUGAAAUUCGGCAGAUGUCGGGAGCGCAGAUCAAAAUCGCCAAUGCCACGGAAGGGUCAUCAGAGCGCCAAAUCACCAUCACAGGAACCCCUGCAAACAUCAGCCUUGCGCAGUACCUCAUCAACGCCAGGCUGACGUCUGAGGUCACUGGAAUGGGCGCACUCUAAUUUCCACCCACCAUCCUCCACUCUGCACCACCCGACCCUCUCCAGCCACCGGCACUCCACCCAGCCUGUACUGCCUGUACAUUUACCGUCUUCCCUUUACCUCCACAGAUACUCUUUUCUUUACUAACGAAUAUAUAUAUACAUAUAUAAACACACAUGCACAUAUGCACACACUGGAACGUUUCUUUACGAGCUCUUUACUCUGUGCUCCCGAGGCUGCUCCCAAACUCUUUGGUUAUGGUCCUUGUUUUCAGCGUUACCGUGUGAAUUCUUCAUCUGCUUUUGGGGGACGAGGGAGGGGGGAGGGGGGAAUUGUUUUUUCUCUCUAAUUGGCAAGACUUCAGGAGUGUCAGUCUAGCGCAACUACCUACACGUUUGAGUUGACAUUGGCGGUACUUUCUGUAGCCUAUGGACAUACGUGAUGCCACCCAGAGCUGUGCCUGCUUCAGAUGACUUAACUUUUCUCACCCUCCUUCCUUUAGUGCUUCCCCCUUGCUUGUCCUGGCUCACCUUCGCCACCUAACGCCCCUGCCCUCAGGGGAAGGGCAUGCUUUUCACCCUGUGUUAUUCAGGAAGCAGAAGCCAAGCGUGGGUUCAACCCACGGGCUUCUCUCUUGGAACAUGGCAUGGUCCAGACAAGCCCUUUUUCCCACUAAACUAAGGGAAUCACACACACACACACACACACGCACACACACACGCACACACACAAAUGCUCAUUGUUUUUUUAACUAACGAGCACCUGGAAGUGGGAAGAACUCAGCUAUAUGGGAUUCACAGCCCCAGGGGUCUUUGAAAGCACUCUUUUGGCAAUCCCCCAGUAGCAAAACCUUUGGACAAUAGCUCAGGAAGCUCUGUGAGCCGGCUGUGUUUGUCGUUGUUUGUGUUCAAUAAAUGUCUGUGCAGCUCUGGUA
Catharus ustulatus (Swainson's thrush) is the source of this 2255-nucleotide messenger RNA. It is a transcript of the gene PCBP3, whose product is annotated as poly(rC) binding protein 3. Gene Ontology annotation, biological process: regulation of RNA metabolic process; regulation of gene expression. The record is from RefSeq and is a predicted model, not a curated record. The transcript has 15 exons. NCBI's taxonomy places the organism in Eukaryota, Metazoa, Chordata, Aves, Passeriformes, Turdidae. Bases 253 to 1341 code for a protein of 362 amino acids. Gene Ontology annotation, molecular function: mRNA binding. Gene Ontology annotation, cellular component: nucleus; cytoplasm.